CAAAUCAUCUUGUUCAUGAUUCCUCAAUCCCUUCAAUCAUUCAGGUCAUUCUAUUGGGAAGAGCUUAUUCUGAAUUUUAGAUUUGAGGGAGUAUUUUGCAUGCAAGUGAGAAAAUAGAUGAUGGCAGAGAAGGCCUCUAAGAGGUUCGAUUCAGCUGAGAGAGUGAGAGUAACUCACGUUGGAAACCCAAUCAUGGUUAAGACAAGCCAGUCAGAAUUCCGUGCUGUUGUGCAAUCUCUCACUGGAAGAAAGAGGCCACCAUCUCCAUCUUCACAAUCUUCUUCUUCUUCUUCAGCAGAACUGAACUGGAAUUGUGAUGGGAGCCCUCAAUCCAAGGUACCCAGAUAUGAAAAUGAAGAGAAGUAUUCUUCCAUUCUCCACAGGCCACAACCCACAAAAGUCUCCUGCAACACCCACAACAUCAAUGAAAAAGUUGUUUGUCUUGAAAUACAAGUUGAAGACAAGGCGUAUGAUAAUGAAAUGUUUGACAACUUAGAGAGCAUUAUAGAUGAUACAAGUUUUACAGAAUUUCUACCACUGCUUUUAUGAGCAGUGCAGAGGAUGCAGUCUGAGGUUCUAUUCAAGGAAACCUAAAUGUUGGUCAGCUUAUACAUAGUAAGAACUACAACUUUUCCCUUUUCAUUUUUAAUGCUGAAUACAGACCUGCUGUAUUUUUAGUAUUUAAGCAGAGAUCAUGGCAGCCACUAUUGUGAGGUUAAUUAUAUGGCAUAUUUAGCUGUGGUUUCUUUAAUGAAAAAAAAAUCGAAGUUUUAAUGAUGUUCACGAGUUCAGGUAGUCUAGGGAUUUGAAA
Molecule: messenger RNA, 811 nt
Organism: Cryptomeria japonica (Japanese cedar)
Lineage: Eukaryota; Viridiplantae; Streptophyta; Pinopsida; Cupressales; Cupressaceae
Exons: 1
Coding region: 118-549 (143 amino acids)
Source: RefSeq, a predicted model, not a curated record